UAUUAAAGGUCCUAAGAAGAUCUCCCGGGUCCUUUGAGAAGCAGUUAAGGAAACAGUGUGCCCUCCAUCAUAUUCUGUUACCGUAUUUUAUUCGGACUCCAAAGGAAAGUGUCGCUUGGGGGAGGGGGAAGCACUUUGAUGAGCGGCGGCCGCGGCCCCUUUUCACUCAGCGGGCUCCCCCUUCCUUCUCCUCCUCCUCCUCCUCCUCCUCCUCCUCCUCCUCCUUCUCCUCCUCCUCCUCACCCAGAGCCCAGUCCGCUCUCGGUGCCCGACCUCGCGGCCCCGGCAGCGCUGGCGCUCCCCACCGCGACGCGCCUGGCGGCUCCUUGACUCGCCCUUACACUUACUCCUGUUCAAACUUUUCACUCCGCCUGUUGGGAUGGAGGGGAGGGGGGAUUAGGAAAAGGAGUAGGAAUUCCUCGAAAGGGAGUAAAGUGGCGCCUAAUAUUCAGAAGGAGGUGCCACUUACAUGAAUUGCCUUGCUCAGGGUUGGGGCGAAAACAUAUUUUGGGCGCUUUGAAAAGUCCACACAGGCACACGGGUUUGAGAAGUUUGUUCGGCCGGGAAACGGGCUUCGCCAGUACGAACAAUCCGGGGAAACCCCAGAAGGUUCCUUCAGCGGUAUGUGAGAAAGAAAUUGAGGGCAGGGGUCUGUGGCCACGUUUUCCACCAGACUGUCCCUGGUAGAAGGAGAUCGGGAAGAAGACAGAGAAUGAGUAUGAAAGAGAAAGUUUCCUUCCUAUCAGAAUCUUUCGAUUCAGAAGCAGUGUGUGUGUAAGGGGUAGCAGACGCUGGCUUCCAACAUUUCAGAAGAAGCGUCUAAGAUUUGCAAACACCCUUCGUGGGGACUGUGAACCCCAGGAGACACCGAGGAGUAGGUUGGCUGCCCCGCGCGGGUCUGUGUGAGGGCGCGAGGUAGAUGGUGAGCGGCCCCGGCAGCUGAGGGCAGGUAAGGAGAAACCCGUGGGGCCGCCCUAGACUCCGGGAGCUCGUCGGUUGUUCUUACCUCCCCUUCCUCAAACGGGCCCCCGCUUCCUGGGUCCCCGGCAGGUGGGCGGGGCUGGGGAGCGGCCUCGCUCCCCUCUUGGUGUGCGGAAGACCCGAGAUCUCUGCGUUGGCCCCGCGCCCCCUCCCCCGCCUCCUCCGAAGUAACCAAGUGCUAAGUUUGAAGAAAGUCUUUGAAAACUCACGCUGCAGCCUAGCAGAGACGCCGCGUUUUGACGUCCCAUACUCUUUGGGCCCUGGAGCCCUGGCUGUUUCCCUCUCUCACCCUUCCCUGCAAACUGUGUUCCCCCAGCCCAGACCGUGGGUUCUGAUGGAUAGGAGUAGGGUGGCUUCUUUAGCUCUUACUGCUCUCCCUGAACUCCUAGCCCGGGGCCCAGGCCUGCUUUGGAUUCCCGCGACGCGGGGUGAAGCGACAGGUACCCCGGGGGGCCCCGGUCCCACUCCCCCAGCUCUAUUUCCUACCCUCUGAGAAUAGCGCCUCUGGUUGGAGGCAAUCGGGGAAGCGAGGCUUCGACUUUCCAGUGCGGGUCAGCGCGAGCUCUGCCGCCGAGGCCUACUUGUCUCAAUCGGGUUAUGGGGCCGCGGGUUCAUCUAGUAGGAUAGGAAGGGAGUACACCAGAACGCUGCACUGAGGCCUCCCAAAUCCGUGAGACCUUUUGGGGAGCUCGGCGGGUCACCUUUCAGCCUCCGCCGGGACGACAUUGUCCGCAGCCAGGACCGGGCAGAAAGAAGGACCCGCUCGCAUUCGCGAAGAAGGGCCUGCGGCGGUGGCCAGGCGCCCCUGACCUCCCGCCGCGUCUUAGAGCCGCCACCUCUACAGUGGCCCCUUCUGCGUCUUCUGGCCGCCUCUGCGGGCCCUGGGCCUGUAACUGCGGUUAAGGUGUGGUGGGAUUCCCGGCCGGGCCCCCAGGCGCCAAAGAGCUUGAAGGACUGCGCAGUGGGAGCCCCGCACUGCGCCAGGCCCCGGCCCCCUGGAUCCGUCGGGGCGCCUCCACCCAGCUGUUAGCAUGAUGUCUUACCUCAAACAACCCCCAUACGGCAUGAACGGGCUGGGCCUGGCCGGGCCAGCCAUGGACCUCCUGCAUCCUUCCGUGGGCUACCCCGCCACCCCGCGGAAGCAGCGGCGGGAACGCACUACCUUUACACGCUCACAGCUGGACGUGCUCGAGGCGCUCUUCGCCAAGACUCGUUACCCUGACAUCUUCAUGCGCGAGGAGGUGGCGCUCAAGAUCAACCUGCCGGAGUCCAGAGUUCAGGUCUGGUUCAAGAACCGCCGUGCCAAAUGCCGCCAGCAGCAGCAGAGCGGGAGCGGGACCAAGAGCCGCCCAGCCAAGAAGAAGUCGUCCCCGGUGCGGGAGAGCUCGGGCUCGGAAAGCAGCGGCCAGUUCACGCCUCCCGCUGUGUCCAGCUCCGCCUCGUCCUCCAGCUCAGGAUCCAGCGCCUCCGCCAACCCAGCGGCGGCAGCGGCGGCAGGCCUGGGCGGGAACCCGGCGGUGGCAGUCCCGUCGUCGUUGAGUACGCCGGCUGCCUCAUCCAUCUGGAGUCCGGCCUCCAUCUCGCCGGGCUCAGCGCCCGCGUCGGUGUCAGUGCCCGAGCCCUUGGCCGCGCCUAGCAACGCGUCGUGCAUGCAGCGCUCGGUUGCUGCAGGCGCCGCCUCGGCUGCAGCCUCUUAUCCCAUGUCCUACGGCCAGGGCGGCAGCUACGGGCAGGGCUACCCCGCGCCCUCGUCUUCCUACUUUGGCGGCGUGGACUGCAGCUCCUAUCUAGCGCCCAUGCACUCGCACCACCACCCGCACCAGCUCAGCCCUAUGGCACCCUCCUCCAUGGCCGGCCACCAUCACCACCAUCCUCACGCGCACCAUCCGUUGAGCCAGUCCUCAGGCCAUCAUCACCACCAUCAUCACCACCACCACCAGGGCUACGGCGGCUCAGGGCUCGCCUUCAACUCUGGCGACUGCUUGGAUUACAAGGAGCCUGGCGCCGCCGCUGCUUCCUCGGCUUGGAAACUCAACUUCAAUUCGCCCGACUGUCUGGACUAUAAGGACCAAGCCUCAUGGCGGUUCCAGGUCUUGUGAGCCCAGGAGUGGGAGGAAGAGGAGAUGAAACGCAACUACCUGCGCCCUCCGUGGUCCCCGUCCUGUUGCUGCUGCUGCACCGCCCGCCUUUGCCUCGGCUUCUGCAGACCUGAAUUUUCAUGCCCCUGAAAGAUGCCCUUUGCCUGCACUGCCGCCCUCAUCUUUCUGCCACUUUGUUUGGGGGAUGUGCAGACCCGCCCACCCCUUGGAUGAGGGGACAGGUGCUUUGGCUUGGCCCACAAGUUCUAUAUGGGGAGAGCUGUGUGCUCUCUUCCUCAUCCCCUAACGAACUCCUAAGUCACUCUCCUCUGGUGUUUCUGGGCAGUUAUUAUGCACUUGCAGCCUUCGGAGGCUCUUGCUCUGACUCUCUGUUUGAACCGUACACUUUUAUUUAUUCUUUCUGGACACUGGAAUCACUAACUGGCAUGUGUCUGCCCACUGGAGUGCACCCACACUCUACCCCAAAUCAAAACAACCGCUAAGUGUUUCUCGCUUGCAGACUACCGCCCCUUCAGCAGCCCUUGGUCCCGCUCCCCGGCUGCAGGCCAGAGCUUUCCGGCGUCUUCUCCUCCCCAGCGGGAUGCGCUGGGGCACGGCUGGAGGGAGGAGCGCGUCCCUAGCCUCUCGCGCACAGCCCCGCCCUGCGUAGAACUGGCUCAAGCUUCCGCCUCGGCGGGAAUGCUGUACAUAGUCGGGUCCGUUCCAGGGACCACUUAAACUUUUUAGUUGCUGUUGGUUGAACUGAGCAUAUCUCGUCUUAGCGCCCAGGAAAUAGAACUUUAAGAUAUAUACAGCAUAUAUAUACAUAUAUAUACACACAUAUAUAUAAAACAAAAGCAAAAAAUAUUUUCCCUCUGUCCCCCUCCCUCUCUUCCUUAAACGAUGGCGCUUUUAUUUUUUCAGUUGUUGCAAAGCUGUCCUGCUCUCUCACACCUUCUCCCUCUGUGUAUUUAUUAAAGAGAACCUUUUGGUUCCAGGAAGCUGGGCGCGGAGGAUAGAGAGGGUCCGAGAGUGUGAAGGAAACGACCAAGUCAGGGUACAGGGGAGGGGGCUAGGCUGGGCGGGGACGCAGGGCUGAGCCCUUCACCCGGUCGAAGCACAGAAUCGCAGUUCCGGUGUAGAGACCAAUCACAAAACAAAACAAAACAAAACAAAACAAAAAACAAACAAAACUACGGCAUUAUGGAAAAACAAACAAGUCAACCCAGGCCCCAAACCCUAGUUCCAAUUCCUCUGUCGGCUUCUCUCUUUUUAAACAACCCUGUUUCGUCUAGUGAGUUUUUAGUGCACCUUCAUUCUCCGAAAUCUGCGGAGAGCCCGCGCCUGUGUAUCAAUUUUGGCUUUGGCCUUUUCGUCCAGUAGGUGGGAAAGUAAUUUGUAAAUUUGAUUUGUCCGAUGUGAAGAUCACAAAUUACUUGUUGAAAUGUAAGGCAGUCCCCCUCCUCCCCUUUUAUCUACAUUAUUUCCCGAAAAUAAAUGCAAAUUAAUGAA
This is a messenger RNA of Felis catus (domestic cat), 4571 nucleotides long. It is a transcript of the gene OTX1, whose product is annotated as orthodenticle homeobox 1. The record is from RefSeq and is a predicted model, not a curated record. The transcript is spliced from 5 exons. Gene Ontology annotation, biological process: regulation of transcription by RNA polymerase II; multicellular organism development. Gene Ontology annotation, molecular function: DNA-binding transcription factor activity, RNA polymerase II-specific; RNA polymerase II cis-regulatory region sequence-specific DNA binding. Lineage: Eukaryota; Metazoa; Chordata; Mammalia; Carnivora; Felidae. The coding region runs from base 2013 to 3080 and encodes 355 amino acids. Gene Ontology annotation, cellular component: nucleus.